AUGGAAAAUAGAAAUUGGAACAACGUUAAAAAUGGUAUAAAAGAUAAAUAUGGUGAUUUGAAGAUUAAUGCACCGAAUCCAGUUAAUGUCAAUCCUCAAUUUAUGGGUGAUUAUCCACCACCCAAAAUAACAAUUUCAAAAAUUCCUGAAUUACCUUCAUCUAUGGAAGCAGCUAAUGGAUCAUCUACAAUUAAUCAUCCACCUAAAUCUCCUGGACUCUCACUUGGUCCUUAUUUGCAAUUUAUUUCGACUGAUUUAAAUAAAAUGUUAUGGAUGGGUAGUGCAUUAAUAUUUCGACAUGUUUCAUUCGAUCAACCCAACAUUGAAUUUAUAUGUGAUACAAAAGUCGAUUAUAAUUGGGAAAUCUUAUACGAAAAUAUCUUUGAUUUGUGUGCUUAUCGUGUUAAUAUUUUCAUUGAAUUACGUUCUGGUGAAGGUGAUGAUAAAAUCAUUUGGAAAAUCGAUUGGGGUGAUAAGAAGACUAAUGGUUCAUUUAUCAUUGCUCGUCUUAAUCAGAAAUGGCGUGGAGGUUUCUUCUCAUGUAAUGGAUUUGAUGCAUAUGUUCCAGAACAAGUAGCAUCAAAUUUUACUUAUUCUAAUGUUUGGAAUCAUCUUCUUUCAAUUCAUGAAGAAACUCCAUUACAUCUAUUAUUAUGGGGAGGUGAUCAAAAUUAUAUUGAUUUUAUGUUUGAUGAUAUUCCAUUCCUUCGUGCUUGGAUUAAUAUGAAAUGGAAUGAAAGAUGGACUAUUGAUUUUCGAGAUGAUUUAAAAAAACAAGUUGAACAAUAUCAUUUUAAUACUUAUGCAGAAAAUUGGGAUUGUCGUCCUGAAGUAAAAAAAGCUCUAACAUCAAUUCCAAAUUUAAUGAUGUGGGAUGAUCAUGAUAUUUUCGAUGGAGCAGGAUCUUAUCCUCCUUUACUUCACGAUAGUCCAAUUAUGAUGGGAUUAUUUCUGUCAGCACAAAAAAUGCGACUUCUUUUUCAACAUCAUACUACAUUGGAAAAAGCUCAAGAACAUCAAAUGUUUGGAUAUCAAGGAUAUAAUUUUUUUGCUCGUUGUGGUCGAUAUUUAGCGAUAAUUGGUGCUGAUGGACGAACUGAACGUGAUACAAAAACUAUUCAACAUGAAAAAACUUGGGAUAUGAUUUUUGAUAAACUUAUGAAUAAUUUGGACGAUGUUGAACAUUUAAUUGUUUUAUUUCCUGUUCCAUUUUCAUUCAUUCGUGUUCAUAUUGCUGAAUCAAUUUAUGAACGUUUAAAAAAUCUUCCGAAUAAAUGGCGAAAAUUUCCAGUUGUUAAACAAACUAAUUCAAUUUUUGGUUUACCUGAACUUUAUGAUGAUCUUCUCGAUGAAUGGACUCAUAUAGAUCAUAUUGAAGAACGAAAUCAUGCUCUUCUUCGUUUUCAAAAAAUUUCUCAACAGAAAAAAGUUCGAAUCACUUAUUUUAGUGGUGAUAUUCAUUGUUGUGGUAUUGGUCGAUUUCAAACUAGAGGAUCUUAUCGACCAUUACCAAUUAAUGAUGCUAGAUUAAUGUAUCAAAUUAUUUCAUCUGCUAUUGUUAAUAUACCUCCAUCGAAAACGGCUAUACGUGCUGUUCAUUAUUUUAAAACUAAAUGGAAUCCAAUCGAUGAUACUGAAGAAGAAUUAAUUGAUUUUUUUGAACGAAGACCCGAAAAUGGAAGAAAAGUAAUUUAUAAAAAAUUUCGUCCGAAUCGAAAUUGGUGUUAUUUCGAACACUGCUCAAAUAUAAUCUCAUCAAAUGUUACUGUUGUUCAAACAUCAUGUCUUCAUUGUUUUCCAUCUAAAGACAAUCUUGUUGUACCAACCACUUUAGGUCCAACCUCCAAUCAACAAGGUAAAGGUAGUCAACAACCUCCGAUUCAUUCUCAUUCUCAUCAAAAACUAUGCCAAGAACAAAUUCAAACAGAUCAACGACAAAUUGGAAGUAAUAAUUUAAGAAUUCGAUUUUGGUUAGAAAGUACGUAUAAACAUCGAGAUGGAAGACAAUUUGUUAGUUAUGAUUUACUCAUUCCUAAUCUUAAAUAG
Rotaria sordida is the source of this 2046-nucleotide messenger RNA. The record is from the annotation of a GenBank genome assembly. NCBI's taxonomy places the organism in Eukaryota, Metazoa, Rotifera, Eurotatoria, Philodinida, Philodinidae.